Molecule: messenger RNA, 948 nt
Organism: Colletotrichum spaethianum
Lineage: Eukaryota; Fungi; Ascomycota; Sordariomycetes; Glomerellales; Glomerellaceae
Product: protein alcS
Exons: 5
Coding region: 1-948 (315 amino acids)
Cellular component (GO): plasma membrane
Molecular function (GO): acetate transmembrane transporter activity
Source: RefSeq, a predicted model, not a curated record
AUGGAUCGCAAGGAACAGAUCCACGAGAUGCGCUCCCACUCGUAUCACAGUGAACACCGCCGCCCCGAAUACCGCCCCGAAUACCGCCCCGAGCAGCGGCCCCGUAUGCCCAGCGGCUACGAAUACCCCGAUGAAGAGGCCCUCGCCCCGCACGUGAGCCGUGAGGAUGCACUCAAGAGGAUGAAGACGGCGGGAUCCAUCUCCAUGUCACCGGAGCUGUUCGAGAAGCUGUACCUGUCGCCCCAGAACAAAGUCAAGGGGGAUCUACGAAAGACCUUUGGUAACCCGACGCCAAUUGCCAUCGUCGGCUUCCUCCUUUCGCUGACGCCUCUAUCUUGUGACUUGAUGGGAUGGCGUGGAGCAGGCGGUAGCGGUGCGGCCGGCAUCGGCGCGUAUUUCUUCUUCGGUGGUCUUCUCAUGUUCGUCGGUGGCCUCCUCGAAUGGGUCCUCGGCAACACCUUCCCCUCCGUCGUCUUCCUCACCUUCUCCGCCUUUUGGUUCACCUUUGGCGCGACGCUCAAUCCCUCCUUUGCAGCCUUCUCCUCGUAUGCACCUGCGGGUUCGACGUCCGGGGCUGCAGGCCUGACGACUCAGGGGUUCAAUGCGAGUUUCGGCUUCAUUACCCUCGCCAUGGCCAUGAUCUGCGUCGUCUUUCUUGUCUGUUCACUGCGCACCAAUAUUGUUUUUUUUAUUAUCUUCCUGACACUUGUCGCUGCCUUUGUCCUCAUCACGGCCGCGUAUUGGUUCUUGGCCAUGGACUAUACCAGUAACGCUGCUUCUGCCGCGAAGCUUCUCCAGGCCGCUGGUGCGUCUGCGUUUGUAACUUGUAUGGCUGGCUGGUGGCUUAUCUUCGCCAUUCUUUUGGCGUCUUUGGAUUUCCCGUUGGAGCUUCCUGUAGGAGACUUGAGCAGAGUGAUCCGGGGUAAGAGCGAGAACAGCCACGUUUAG